GGGCACGCUGGCGGCAGUGAAGCACAUCCGCGCCAGGGAAGGCUGGUCGACGCGCGACAUGCGCCACGAGGCGGUCGUGCACUCCAGUGGAGAGGCGGUGAACGCGCGCGGCUACGGCACCAACGUUAUCGAGAACAGGCUUAUCACGGAGCUCCCGUAUCGAAAGGUCGCGCCCAAGGGGCACAGGAUGGACGGCGGCCACACGUACUCGGUGGCCGCGAGGGUUUUCUUGCAGCACGUGGCCGAGGUGCACGCGCAGGGGAAGAUGUGA
Molecule: messenger RNA, 271 nt
Organism: Prorocentrum cordatum
Lineage: Eukaryota; Dinophyceae; Prorocentrales; Prorocentraceae
Source: the annotation of a GenBank genome assembly